AUCUUCUCCGAUGAAAAUAACUUUAAAAUUAACUACAUCACCUUUUAACAUAUGUUCGAAAAUCAUCAAGGCCCGUUCGAACCUCCAACUAUUUACAACAAAUACAAAUUUUCAAAAGAAGAAUUGUUAGAUAUCAUUACGAAAAUCAAACCUAGCCUCCAAAACAAUAGCAUAAAAAACAGAUUGACCCGUUUUACAAAAAUCUUAAACGUAGAAAUCUAUGAUUCUAAUGAAUCAGAAGUAUAAAUAUUCUAAAUAAUAAUAAACCAUAAGUCCACACAUCUCAAAAAAAAAAAAAAAAAAAAAAAAAAAAAAAAAUGACAAUAAACAAUAACAUUAUAUACUUCAACCAUGUCUCCCCUCACAAUAAAGCACAAUUAGAAACAAUAGUUUAAUUGAAUAUCAACAGUUAUUUCAAAAUCUACCAGACGUUCACCCACUAAUCGCCGCCUUCCAACCCUCAGCCCUGUGUUUACAAGAAACCAACCUAAAAAACAAUAAAAAUAUCCCCAAUCUCAAAAACUACAAAGGCUACUUUAAAAACCGCCAAAACCAAGGCAGAGCCAGCGGAGGGGUCUGUAUUUUCGCUUCAUUAAUGUCAGAACAUGAAAAUAUCCCACUAAAUACUAUACUAGAAGCUAUUGCAAUAAAAAUAUCAUCCAAUAACAGUCAAAAAAUCUGUUUAUGCAACCUAUACGCCCCGGACAGCGCAAAUCUCACUCUUACAGACCUCGAAAACCUCAUAAAACAACUACCUCAUCCUUUCAUACUACUCGGUGAUUUUAAUAGUAGAAAUACUCUAUGGGGAUUUAACUACACUGACAGACGUGGAAGAACUAUUGAAAAACUUUUAGAAAACGAUUCAAUAGUCCUCCUCAACGAUGGUAAUUACACAAGACACAAUUCAACCCACAACAGCUUCUCCGCCAUCGAUUAAUCAAUUGCAUCCGCAUCAUUAGGAAGAUUAAUAGACUGGUCAGUUCAAACUUCAUACAAUAGCAAUGAUCACUGGCCGAUUACCUUAAAACUACUCAAAUCCCAACCAACAGAAAAAUCANGACAGACGUGGAAGAAAUAUUGAAAAACUUUUAGAAAACGACUCAAUAGUCCUCCUCAACGAUGGUAAUUACACAAGACACAAUUCAACCCACAACAGCUUCUCGAUUUAUCAAUUGCAUCCGCAUCAUUAGGAGGAUCAAUAGACUGGUCAGUUCAAACUUCAUACAAUAGCAAUGAUCACUGGCCGAUUACCUUAAAACUACUCAAAUCCCAACCAACAGAAAAACCAACUCCCAAAUGGCUCCUACGAAACCCAAACUGGUCCGCUUUCUCUAACACUAUCGAAAACCUAUUAACAACCAAACAAUUCGAUAUCCUUCUCCAAACAAAUCUCCCAACAGAUAUAGAUAAUAUUGUUGAAACAUUCUCAAACAUUAUUACCCAAGCCGCUGAAUCCACAAUUGGUAAAAGUCAACCUUCCUUUAUAAAAAAAAAGGUCCCUGGUGGAAUGAAACUUAUGAAACAGCAAUCAAAAACUACAAAAUUGCACUAA
This is a messenger RNA of Cinara cedri, 1552 nucleotides long. NCBI's taxonomy places the organism in Eukaryota, Metazoa, Arthropoda, Insecta, Hemiptera, Aphididae. The record is from the annotation of a GenBank genome assembly.